AUGGACUCAUCCCUCACCCGGCACUAUAAAAAGUCUGCUCUUGCUGAAGUUGUUCAGUCUUGUCAAGAACUCCACCAGACCACCAUCAUGAAAUUCGCAGUACUCGCUCUCGCCCUUCUGCUGGCUGUCGGCUCUCAGGCUGCUUCCCUGCAGGCCGAUGCACCCAGCCAACUGGCCCAAAUUCGGUCUGCUGUGGAUGUCUACAUGACUCAGGUGAAGGAUGGUGCCAAGAGAGCCCUGGACCAGCUGGAUGACACUGAGUACAGUCAACUCAAGGCCGAAAUAGUUCAGCACCUGGAUGACGUGCACAAUCAGAUUAAAUCUUUGCAGUCAGCGAUUUCCCCUAUGACCGACAGCGUCAUCGGCACCCUCGCUGAUGCCACCAGUGACGUCCGUGCCUCUUUGGUGAAUGAUGUUGACACCAUGAGAACCGACCUUCAGGAGAAACGUGCUGCUCUGGAGACGGUCAUUGCUAAACAUGUCGAAGAGUACCGCAAACAAAUAGAGCCUUUUGUCCAAGAGCAAAUGACAAGGCACCGAGCUCAGAUGGAGGAGCUGAAGACCAGGCUUGAGCCCUUUAUGGAAGAGCUGCGAGGCAAAAUUGCUACCAAUGUGGAAGAGACCAAGACCGCCCUGAUGCCCAUUGUGGAAGCUGUGAAGGCCAAGAUCACUGAACGUGUGGAGAAUGUAAGGGCAAUGGCUGCUCCCUAUGUCCAAGAAUACCAGGAGCAGGCGAGGUCAGCCUAUGCUCAAGCGAAGACCAUGGACGCCAGUAAACUCACUGACAUGCAGGCGAAGAUUGCACCUUUAGCUGAGGACAUAAAGGCUAAGCUCCAAUCUAUGUUCGAGAUCAUCCUUUCCAACAUCAACACAAACUAA
Molecule: messenger RNA, 879 nt
Organism: Chelmon rostratus (copperband butterflyfish)
Lineage: Eukaryota; Metazoa; Chordata; Actinopteri; Chaetodontiformes; Chaetodontidae
Gene: apoa1b
Product: apolipoprotein A-Ib
Biological process (GO): lipoprotein metabolic process; lipid transport
Cellular component (GO): extracellular region
Molecular function (GO): lipid binding
Source: RefSeq, a predicted model, not a curated record